Messenger RNA from Frankliniella occidentalis (western flower thrips), 385 nucleotides. RefSeq names its product transcription factor Adf-1-like. The transcript has 2 exons. Gene Ontology annotation, cellular component: nucleus; transcription regulator complex. Gene Ontology annotation, biological process: regulation of transcription by RNA polymerase II. Lineage: Eukaryota; Metazoa; Arthropoda; Insecta; Thysanoptera; Thripidae. Bases 44 to 385 code for a protein of 113 amino acids. The record is from RefSeq and is a predicted model, not a curated record.
CAAGGUGGUUGUGAGUAGAGUCCUGGUAAAGUUUAACUUCGAAAUGGCCAAGAAAGAAAUUGACAUUAGACUUGCUCAAGCAGUUGAGAAGUAUCCAAUAUUAUGGGACUGUGGAGACGACCUGUACAAACGGACAGACUUAAAGCCAGAAGCCUGGACGAAAGUGGUGGAGCUGGUCGGACCACCGGCGACAGAGGAGUGGGCUGUUAAGAGGUGGAAAUCAAUGAAAGAUACUUUCCAUGAUAAUCACAGAAGAGUGAGAGAGUCAAAAAGGAGUGGCGUCAGUACUGAUGAAAUUGUAAAGCCAACGUGGUACCUGUACAAGUAUUUGACGUAUUUGAUAAAAACCUGUGCGCAGGCAAUAUCAUCCUCUAACUUAACCUGA